AUGGCGUUGAUGUGGGGGUUGUUGCGACACUUUUGCGUAUAUACUGUACAUAGUAAGCUGGGUGCUGGUCGUCGCUGGCAGGGCUGCAUUCGCCGAGUAAGCAUUAUGCUGGCAGACCAACCAGACGCAGACGACAUGGGAACUUUUGUCCCGUCAGUACAGUACGUGUACGGACUACAUGGCUGUCUGUGGCUGUCUGUAUCCACAGGCCCACAGGCCCGCAGGCCCACAGUACAGCAAGUCAGCUCGGCUCGGCUAUCUUGUGGCGCCGGACCCUGA
Molecule: messenger RNA, 279 nt
Organism: Ustilaginoidea virens
Lineage: Eukaryota; Fungi; Ascomycota; Sordariomycetes; Hypocreales; Clavicipitaceae
Exons: 1
Coding region: 1-279 (92 amino acids)
Source: RefSeq, a predicted model, not a curated record